CCGCAGUACUGCCUCGCUCAGAAAUUGCAGUGCCACGACACGACAGACACUUCCGCACUUGCGCCGUUCGCCCUCUCCUGCGCGGACGGCUACACCGCGCCGGUCGACGUCGCUCCGGCCCGCCCCCGCCUCCCUCCUCCUCCUUCUUCAGCGUCGAUCCUCAUCCGGCCUCGCCCACCGGCGGUCCUCCCCGCCCUGUCUCUCGCCGUCCUUCCCCGUCCCACGACUGCCUCAUUCGCCCGGUCGCGUCGGGCGCCCCCCAGCUGCUCGUCGAAACGCCGCAGAGGCGUUCGACCCCCUCCGAGCGUGCUAGGCGCGUCCCCGGCUGCUCCCGCGGCGGCGAAGGCGGCGGACCGGAUCCCCAUGGCGCAGGCCAAGCGGUACGUGUUGCGGCUCUUCAUCUCGCUCAAGUACGUGACGGCCAACGUGGUGGACCGGCAGAGCGGCCGCGUCGUGGUCACCGCCUCCACCGUCGAGAAGCCCCUCCGGGACGGGCUGGAGUGCGGCCGCGCCUGCAACGCCAAGGCGGCCACCGCCGUCGGCGAGGUGCUCGCCAUGCGCCUCCGGGUGGACGGCCUGGCGCACGAGCCCAUCCACGCCGACGCCGUCAAGGAGGUCGAGAAGAAGGGCUUCAAGAACCGCACCAAGGUCUGGGCCAUCCUCAACGCGCUCCGCAGCCACGGCGUCAACCUCCACGUCGACGACGACGGCGACCAUAUGCGGCAUGUCUGACGAGCAUCAGUGCGUUCCUUCUUCUAAAUGUAAGGGUGUGUUUGGUUGAGGAACCAAAUGGAACGGAAUGGAAUGGUUCCAUUCCACAGGAACGGGUCCAUUCUAUUUCUGUGUUUGGUACGAACAAAAAAGUGGAAUGGGUUGGUUCCGUUCUCGUGUUUGGUUAGCGAGAUGGAACAGAAAAUGGAACCACAUAAAAUUCAAAAA
This is a messenger RNA of Triticum aestivum (bread wheat), 939 nucleotides long. Its product is annotated as 50S ribosomal protein L18-like. Lineage: Eukaryota; Viridiplantae; Streptophyta; Magnoliopsida; Poales; Poaceae. Gene Ontology annotation, biological process: translation. The record is from RefSeq and is a predicted model, not a curated record. Gene Ontology annotation, cellular component: ribosome. The coding region runs from base 364 to 732 and encodes 122 amino acids. The transcript has a single exon. Gene Ontology annotation, molecular function: structural constituent of ribosome; 5S rRNA binding.